Panicum virgatum (switchgrass) is the source of this 4367-nucleotide messenger RNA. RefSeq names its product pentatricopeptide repeat-containing protein At1g07590, mitochondrial-like. Gene Ontology annotation, biological process: RNA modification. The transcript is spliced from 6 exons. Gene Ontology annotation, cellular component: mitochondrion. NCBI's taxonomy places the organism in Eukaryota, Viridiplantae, Streptophyta, Magnoliopsida, Poales, Poaceae. The record is from RefSeq and is a predicted model, not a curated record. The coding region runs from base 1416 to 2987 and encodes 523 amino acids. Gene Ontology annotation, molecular function: protein binding; RNA binding.
UAAAUCCAUUCUUUGGGUCUCACAUAUUUCAUUCGGAUAAAUUGGGCUAGUUAGUUGACAAAUUAACAUACAACUCAGGUUUUUGGGCACCAGUGAGAGGAUGGGGAGUCAAUAACACCGGUUAUUUAGUUGCUUAUCUUCACAGAAUUUCCAUUCUUCAUGCUUCGUGACUUCUCUACAUGGGUCCAGUUGUUCCUUUUGCUAUUGCGCUAGAGCUUUGGAGCAUGUGUAAUGGCAUUUUGCCAGCUAUCUUCAAUCGUUGCCGCCCCUGGAUUUCAUUAUAUAGAGAAGAGAAGAAGAGAAUGAAGGUUUGGGCUCAAUAGGAAAAGAGUGCAACAUUGUCAAGCACAUGUUUUGAUGAGAGUGCUGAAGGGGCUGAGAAACUAUGACUACCUCUUAUGUUGUCUCCUAGGUGAUGUGGAUGCACCACUGGAGAUGCCCUUAUGUCACCUGGCCACCUUGAAACAUUCAAGCACUCAGGAAAUUCAUAAUAGGAAUCAUAGUUGAAGAAGGUAUCAGGCUCGUUUUUAGGCCCGUGCGGCCCUUGCGACCGCACAGGGCCCCCAAGUUUCAAUGGCCCCCAAGAUACAAUGAGUGUAUUAGCUAUAUUUAUAUAAUGAGCUUUAUUUUGGCUAUAUUUUGGCCCAAUACAAUGUAAAUUGUGGCCCAAAUAUAUCAUAGAAGUGAAAACUGUGUAACCCAGUCCAACUCCAAGCAGCCUCCCGCUUCUGCCGUCACCACGAUCGAGCGACCUCUGCCGUCCAGGCGAUCGAGGCAUGGAGCGAAUAGCAAAGCAGGCAGCAGCCAGCAGCGCCCGCCGCCCAGGCAUCCCCUGGCCCCUCCCGCUCGGCGCUCGUGUGGCUUGGCCCGGCCGGCUGCCGCCCUGGCCGCUGCAGACCUGCCACGGGUCCAGGCAUAGUUCGGACGGUGGUGGCUGUGUGCUCCUGUGUGUACUGUCUGCUAGUUUGGACUUGGAUUGAGAAGCCAAGAAUGCAGCAAGACGCCCUGCCGUUGGAUUGAAGCUGUCGAAGACCACUAGGGCCCGAGUUCAUAGUUUCGCACACGGCCUCUGGAUUUGCCGGUACGGCCCUGAAGGUAUUUGCUGCAAAGCUUUUAACCAUCAUAUCUCCAUUCUGCUGGACAGAGCGGUGUACAUACCACAAUCAGCUACAAUACUUGGCUGGUUGAAAGUAAGUACAAGAGCCAUUACAAAAUGGAUCAUUGAAGUAACAUUUUCGCAGUAAUAAAUAUGCCAUAUCAUCAGAGGAUCGAUUCGUCAGGAGCGUUGAUUCAUCUUUGCCAUCGCCCAUGAUAAAACUUCUUGGGUGCCUUCCGGAGCGUUGAUUUCCGAUCCGACGGCCGCAGACGCGGGAAGUGUCCAGUGCUCCGGUGCUCCCCGGCUCAGCUCCGCCGCCAUGCUGCUGCUACGGGCGCUGCUCCGGCGCCGGCGGCCGCCGCUCCCCGCCCACGUCCCCGCCGCAGGAUUCUUCACCAGCUCCGGCUGCGACGCCCUCGUCCCUUCUCCUCCUUCGCCGCCGCAGCCUCCUCCUGCGGCGGAGGGGCCCCGCGAUGAGCCGGGGCAGGAGGGCUCGCUGGCGCGGCGGGUGGAGCGGGCGGCGUCGGUGUGCGCGGCCAUGCGGGGGUGGAUGGCCGACGGCCGCGCCGUGCACCGCGGACACGUCUUCCACGCCGUCAACCGCCUCCGACGCCACCGCCAACACCGCACCGCCCUCCAGGUCAUGGAAUGGAUCAUGAGAGAGAGGCCCUACAAGCUGAGUGAGCUUGAUUACUCAUAUCUCCUAGAGUUCACGGCUAAAGUCCAUGGCAUUUCUGAAGCUGAAAGCCUUUUCCUUCGCGUGCCUCAGGAAUACCAGAAAGAGCUGCUCUACAACAACCUUGUCAUCGCUGCUUUGGAUCUGGGUCUGAUCAAGCAUUCCUACGCAUACAUGAGGAAAAUGAGGGAAUUGUCCCUGCCAAUUUCGCCAUAUGUUUACAACGGCCUGAUCAUCCUCCAUUCUUCACUUGGGCGCAGGAAAACUAUAUCCAAGAUCCUUUCUCAGAUGAAAGCUGAUCGUGUAACCCCUCACACGUCAACCUACAACAUCUUGUUGAAGAUACAGGCCAAUGAGCACAACAUUGAUGGGGUAGCGAGGGUGUUCAAUGAUAUGAAGAGAGCAAAGAUUGAGCCCAGUGAGAUCACUUAUGGCAUUCUUGCUAUUGCGCAUGCUGUAGCAAGGCUGUAUACUGUUUGCCAGACAUAUGUAGAAGCCAUUGAGAAUUCCAUGACAGGCACUAAUUGGUCUACACUCGAAAUUCUUUUAAUCUUAUAUGGAUACCUUGGGAAGGAAAAGGAGCUAAAGAGAACAUGGGAGAUCAUGCAAGGUCUCCCUCAUAUUCGAUCAAAAAGCUUCAUACUAGCAAUUGAAGCAUUUGGGAAGGUUGGGUCCAUUGAACAGGCAGAGAAGAUAUGGGUCAAUAUAAAUUCAACAAAGAAGUUAAGCCUUACAGAACAAUUCAAUUCCAUUUUAUCAGUUUACUGCAGGCAUGGUAUUGUGGAUAAAGCAUCAGCUGUGUUCAAAGAAAUGAGAGCAAGUGGAUGCCAGCCGAAUGCUAUUACUUAUCGCCACUUAGCUUUAGGUUGCUUGAAAUCGGGUCUUGUUAAAGAAGCUUUGAACACAAUGGAUAUGGGGAAGAAAGAAGUUGUAACUAAGAAGGUGAGAAGUUCAACACCGUGGUUGGAGACUACCCAUAUGUUGCUUGAGAACUUUGCAGAAAUUGGUGACUUGGAAAAUGCAAAGAGAGUAUAUGGAGAACUGAGUGAAUCAAAAUAUUGUAGGAAUUCCUUUGUGUACAACACCCUCCUUAAAGCUUAUGUGAAGGCAAAAGUUUAUGAGCCAGAUUUGUUGAGGACAAUGAUUCUGAGAGGGGCAAUGCCUGAUGCUGAGACAUAUAGCCUUCUCAGACUGAUCGAACAGUUCAAGAUAUGAAGGCAUCUGUUUGCUGUAGCUUUCAAGGAGAUCAAGGAUUAGAACGAAAACAGGUGGUGAGUAUAGCCAUAAAAAAACAGUAAUGAAUUCGUAGAAACUAUUUGGAGAACAUGAUGAGCAAAUUGCCUUUUUGGUGGUUGAUUUAUUGCACAUUGAUCCCAACAUCUGCACAAUCCGAUUGGAGAGGCACAGCUGUCUUUUGUAUCAUAAACAGUUUUACCAGAAACCUGUGCGUUCCAAGCUCUGGAAAUUUCCUUUCCCUCCAUGAACAAGCUAUACAAAAUGAUCAACUGGUUCAAUUGAAUGUCAUGUUGGAAUCAUAAUUGUGAUCCAAUGUUUUCCCCUUGGUGAAUAUUAUAGGAGAGCUGCAUUUCAUUUCAAGUAGAAAAGAAGAGCAAGGGCAAAAUUGCAUUAGAUGGAACACAUAUACUCUCCAGCGAGAAAGGAUGGAUUGUGUCUUUAUCAUGACGCAGGACAUGUUACACGUACUAUGAGCAUCAUUGAUUUAUUGUACUACUUGUAACAGUCUUUGCAGACCCUCACAUUCUGCUGUAUAGGGGUUAUGUCUGCACGCAUGAGAAAACAGUAGAAGCUCUUCCCAAGCUGAAAGUGCUAUUCUGUCCCACAGACCUGUGCACAUCCAACUCCAGUCUAGCAUUUUUUCCCCAUAUACAAGUCAACCAUGCUCUUGCAGUCAUGCACUCCAUAUGGCAAGGUACUGAUGGAUGCACAACGCAGUUUCACCAAGUAUGUGAAGUUAGCACCCAUUUCCAAAUGGUUUGCUCUUGAUCUCGUCGGUUCAGAUACAGUCCACUUCUGAUGCUAAGGAGCCUGACAAUGUCCUUGGAGAUGACUACAAGAAGAAUCAAUGAUUGCUAUGGAAAGUGGAAUCCAUAUAAUCUGUUAAUAUGGAUUCCGAAUUGAUUAUAUAGGUUUUCAGGUUAGAAGUAUACAUAUUGGUCAAGUGGUCCUGUAAGCCUGAGGAACUCUGUGGUUUUUGCAACUCUUUUAGAACUGAAGUUCUGGGUCUUGUGCAUUUCGUACAUUUUAUUAUUUUAUAUGUAUAGGGAAGUACCCUACUGCUGCCUCCAGAAAAGGCAAAAGAAAAGGAGCCCGAGUGCCCGACAAUUCUACAUUGGGCUUUCUUGAUCUCCAGAAAUGAGCUGCUUCUCCAUCAACGAAGGUCAAAGGUGGACGGUUUAGAUGUCUUGGGAAAAUGUCAUCAAUUUUAUCAAUAGAAUGGGUGUUCUAACCUUUACAAAUGUUCAGGCAGUCAAAUUACAAUGCCGAAAUGUAAAUGGCUGACACAAAAUGUGCACUGAUUUUAUCAUCUCCAUUUUCCAUGUAUAGAGCUGUUCUGUGAUGUGCAGUUGCUGAUUA